AUGUUCGGACGCGCCCUCCGCCAGUCGAGCCGCCGGGUCGCUGCAAUCUCUGCCUCGGGCAGAAUUGCGUCGGUAAGUCCAUCGAAAUCCACCCGUACCACCCCGUUCAACGCGGUGCGAACCUACGCCGCCGAUGCGAAGGCAUCUCCCACCGAGGUCUCCUCUAUCCUUGAGCAGAAGAUCCGCGGUGUCCAGGAGGAGCAGAGCCUUGCCGAGACAGGUCGCGUCCUCUCCGUCGGUGAUGGUAUUGCCCGUGUCCAUGGCAUGACCAAUGUGCAGGCCGAGGAACUGGUCGAGUUCGCGUCCGGUGUCAAGGGCAUGUGCAUGAACUUGGAAGCCGGCCAGGUCGGUGUUGUGCUCUUCGGUUCCGAUCGUUUGGUCAAGGAGGGCGAGACCGUCAAGCGGACGGGCGAGAUUGUCGACGUUCCCGUCGGCGAGGCUCUUCUCGGACGUGUUGUCGAUGCACUCGGAAACCCCAUUGAUGGCAAGGGCCCCAUCAAGACCAGCGAGAAGCGCCGCGCUCAGCUCAAGGCUCCUGGUAUCCUUCCCCGCCGUUCCGUCAACCAGCCCGUACAGACUGGUCUCAAGUCCGUCGACGCUAUGGUUCCCAUUGGCCGUGGCCAGCGUGAGUUGAUCAUUGGUGAUCGUCAGACCGGAAAGACCGCCGUCGCUCUCGACACCAUCCUUAACCAGAAGCGCUGGAACAACAGCAACGACGAGACCAAGAAGCUCUACUGCAUCUACGUCGCUGUUGGCCAGAAGCGUUCCACUGUCGCCCAGCUUGUCAAGACCCUUGAGGAGAACGAUGCCAUGAAGUACUCCAUCGUUGUCGCCGCUACCGCCUCCGAGGCAGCUCCUCUGCAGUACAUUGCUCCCUUCACUGCAACGAGCAUGGGCGAAUUCUUCAGAGACAAUGGAAAGCAUGCUUUAAUCAUCUAUGACGAUUUGUCCAAGCAGGCUGUCGCGUAUCGUCAGAUGUCCCUUUUGCUCCGUCGUCCUCCUGGGCGUGAGGCUUAUCCUGGAGACGUCUUCUACCUCCACUCCCGGCUUCUGGAGCGUGCCGCCAAGAUGAACGACAAGCACGGCGGCGGCUCUCUCACUGCUCUUCCCGUCAUUGAGACCCAGGGUGGUGACGUGUCUGCGUACAUUCCCACAAACGUCAUUUCCAUCACCGACGGCCAGAUCUUCUUGGAGUCCGAGCUGUUCUACAAGGGUAUCCGCCCCGCCAUCAACGUCGGUCUUUCCGUGUCACGUGUCGGUUCCGCUGCCCAGCUCAAGGCCAUGAAGCAGGUCGCUGGUUCUCUGAAGCUCUUCCUGGCCCAGUAUCGUGAAGUUGCUGCCUUCGCUCAGUUCGGUUCGGAUUUGGAUGCUGCUACCAAGCAGACCCUCAGCCGUGGUGAGCGUCUCACCGAGCUCCUGAAGCAGCCCCAGUAUAAGCCGAUGGCUGUAAAUGAGAUGGUGCCGCUCAUCUAUGCGGGUGUCAACGGUAUCCUCGACAAUGUGCCCGUCAACAGGAUUCUCCAGUGGGAGUCUGAUUUCCUGGCCCACCUCAAGGCUAACGAGUCCGACUUGCUGGCUACCAUUGAUCGUGAAGGAGCACUGAGCAAGGACACUGAGUCGAGGCUGAAGGAGGUUGCGACGACUUUCACCAAGGCCUUCCUGUAA
Molecule: messenger RNA, 1665 nt
Organism: Westerdykella ornata
Lineage: Eukaryota; Fungi; Ascomycota; Dothideomycetes; Pleosporales; Sporormiaceae
Product: ATP synthase-like protein subunit alpha
Exons: 8
Coding region: 1-1665 (554 amino acids)
Biological process (GO): proton transmembrane transport; proton motive force-driven ATP synthesis
Molecular function (GO): ADP binding; proton-transporting ATP synthase activity, rotational mechanism; ATP binding
Source: RefSeq, a predicted model, not a curated record